AUGGCCUCAAUGACCAACAUUUUUAAGAACAUGAACAUGGGAGGAAGUGUACAACCAGUCGCUGCCAUUCAAAGGGCAGAAAUCUCUUGUGUGUAUUGUGGUGAUGGGCAUACUUUUGAAAAUUACCCUUCAAAUCCAGCUUCGUUUUGCUAUGUGGGUAAUCAAAAUUUCAACCGCAACAACAAUCCAUACUCAAAAUCCUACAAUCCGGCAUGGAAGCAUCAUCCGAAUUUUUCAUGGGGAGGUCAAGGGGCAAGUUCAAGUGGAGCACAAGCACAAGGAAAACAAACAUUUCCACCAGGGCAAUUAGCUAAUGAUUUGAAGAAUAGACCACAAGGCACUUUGCCUAGUGACACCGAAAACCCAAGAAGAGAUGGCAAAGAACAUUGCAAAGCAGUAACCUUGAGAAAUGGAAAAAUUCUUGAGUCAAAUGUGGCUGCAAUAGGCAGUAAGGAGCCCUCUUCAAUCCAAAAAGAGGGGGAAAUGAAGAAAAAACCAGUAAUUUCAGUUGUUGAAAUUCCCCCAGUAGUUACAGCAUCCGAUCAGCAUUCUGCUGCAGAAAUACCUUUGCAAAAGCCACCUCCACUAUUUCCUCAACGAUUCAAGAAGCAACAAGACGAUGGUCAAUUUCAGAGAUUUUUUGAUGUUCUAAAGCAGCUCCACAUCAAUAUACCAUUAGUGGAAGCUUUGGAGCAAAUGCCAACUUAUGUGAAAUUUUUGAAGGAUAUUUUGACAAAGAAAAGGAGGCUUGGCGAGUUUGAAACUGUCGCUUUGACGGAGGGUUGUAGUGCCAUGUUGAAGAGUAAAAUUCCACCUAAAUUGAAGGAUCCAGGCAGAUUUACAAUUCCAAUUUCAAUUGGGGGUCGAGAUGUUGGAAGAGAUCUUUGUGAUUUGGGAGCUAGUAUUAAUCUCAUGCCCAUGUCUAUUUUCAAGAAGUUGGGAAUUGGAGAAGCAAGGCCAACCACUGUCACUUUGCAAUUAGCGGAUCAUUCUAUGGCCCAUCCGGAUGGAAAAAUUGAAGAUGUUUUGGUACAAGUGGAUAAGUUCAUUUUUCCGGCCGAUUUCAUUAUUCAUGACUAUGAGGAAGAUAGGGAAAUUUCAAUUAUUUUAGGGAGGCCAUUUCCUGCUACGGGAAGGACUUUGAUAGAUGUUGAAAAAGGAGAGCUUACAAUGAGAGCUCAAGAUGAGCAAGCCACAUUCAAGGUUUUCCAUCCCAUACGUGCUCCGGAUGCAAUAGGAGAAUGCUGA
Messenger RNA from Cannabis sativa, 1248 nucleotides. RefSeq lists its product as uncharacterized. The record is from RefSeq and is a predicted model, not a curated record. The transcript is spliced from 2 exons. Bases 1 to 1248 code for a protein of 415 amino acids. NCBI's taxonomy places the organism in Eukaryota, Viridiplantae, Streptophyta, Magnoliopsida, Rosales, Cannabaceae.